Messenger RNA from Thlaspi arvense, 2430 nucleotides. NCBI's taxonomy places the organism in Eukaryota, Viridiplantae, Streptophyta, Magnoliopsida, Brassicales, Brassicaceae. The record is from the annotation of a GenBank genome assembly.
AUGCGUAGGAACAAAGAAGACUUCAGUACUGCUAUUCUGGAGCGCAAGAAGGCCCCCAAUAGGCUCAUUGUUGAAGAAGCUGUCAACGAUGACAACUCCAUUGUCGCGUUGCGCCCUGACACAUUGGAGAAGCUUCAAGCUCUUUCGUGGCGACACUGUUUUGAUCAAGUCAGAAUGUGCUUGGAGUUUUGGGUUAGGGGAAAGAAAAGAAGAGAUACAAUCUGUAUUGCACUUGCUGAUGACACUUGUGAUGAACCAAAGAUUAGGAUGAACAAAGUUGUUAGAUCCAACCUGAGGGUCAGACUUGGUGAUGUAGUUUCUGUUCAUCAGUGUGCUGAUGUCAAAUAUGGGAAUCGGGUGCACAUUCUUCCUGUGGAUGACACUAUUGAAGGUAAGGUGCUGUGCUUAUAUCUCUUUUGGUCUGCAUUGUCUGCAGCUUAUUUCCUGGAAGCAUACCGUCCUGUGCGGAAGGGUGACCUCUUUCUUGUAAGGGGAGGAAUGCGAAGUGUGGAAUUCAAGGUUAUUGAAACUGAUCCUCCAGAAUACUGUGUUGUUGCCCCUGAUACUGAGAUCUUCUGUGAAGGAGAGCCUGUGAAAAGGGAGGAUGAGGAUAGGUUGGAUGAGGUUGGUUAUGAUGAUGUUGGUGGAGUUCGUAAACAGAUGGCACAGAUUCGUGAAUUAGUGGAGCUUCCACUAAGGCAUCCUCAACUUUUCAAGUCAAUUGGUGUCAAGCCCCCGAAAGGAAUUCUACUCUAUGGACCUCCUGGAUCUGGAAAGACUUUAAUAGCACGAGCUGUUGCUAAUGAAACCGGUGCUUUCUUCUUCUGUAUUAAUGGACCAGAGAUUAUGUCGAAAUUGGCUGGAGAGAGUGAAAGCAAUCUCAGAAAAGCAUUUGAGGAAGCAGAGAAAAAUGCACCUUCCAUUAUCUUUAUUGAUGAGAUUGAUUCAAUUGCUCCCAAGCGUGAGAAAACAAAUGGAGAAGUUGAGAGGAGAAUUGUUUCCCAGCUUUUGACACUUAUGGAUGGACUUAAAUCACGUGCUCAUGUUAUUGUAAUUGGUGCCACAAAUCGUCCUAACAGCAUUGAUCCUGCCUUGAGAAGGUUCGGUCGAUUUGAUAGGGAAAUUGAUAUUGGUGUCCCAGAUGAAGUUGGGCGUCUUGAGGUUCUGCGUAUCCAUACAAAGAACAUGAAGCUCUCUGAUGAGGUUGAUUUGGAAAGAAUUGCUAAAGACACACAUGGUUAUGUUGGUGCUGAUCUAGCAGCCCUGUGCACUGAGGCUGCACUUCAAUGUAUCAGAGAGAAAAUGGAUGUGAUUGAUUUGGAAGAUGAGUCUAUAGAUGCAGAGAUACUCAACUCCAUGGCUGUUACCAACGAGCACUUUCAGACUGCUCUUGGUACAAGUAAUCCCUCUGCUUUGCGCGAAACUGUUGUUGAGGUGCCCAAUGUCAGUUGGGAUGAUGUUGGAGGCCUAGAGAAUGUAAAGAGGGAGCUUCAAGAGACUGUUCAAUAUCCUGUGGAACAUCCUGAGAAAUUUGAGAAGUUUGGUAUGUCUCCGUCAAAGGGUGUUCUUUUCUAUGGUCCUCCUGGAUGUGGGAAAACUCUAUUAGCCAAGGCUAUUGCCAAUGAAUGUCAAGCAAACUUCAUCAGUGUAAAGGGUCCAGAAUUGCUUACCAUGUGGUUUGGAGAAAGUGAGGCUAAUGUCCGAGAAAUAUUUGACAAGGCUCGACAAUCUGCUCCUUGUGUCCUAUUUUUUGACGAGCUUGACUCCAUUGCUACCCAGAGAGGAAGCAGCGUCGGAGAUGCUGGGGGUGCCGCAGAUAGGGUUUUGAACCAGCUUCUUACUGAAAUGGAUGGAAUGUCUGCUAAGAAAACUGUUUUUAUUAUUGGGGCAACCAACAGACCUGAUAUAAUUGACCCAGCACUUUUACGUCCUGGCCGUCUUGAUCAGUUGAUUUAUAUUCCUCUGCCCGACGAGGAGUCUCGGUACCAGAUUUUCAAGGCGAAUCUGCGGAAAUCUCCUGUUUCCAAAGAUGUUGAUUUACAAGCACUUGCCAAGUAUACUCAAGGCUUCAGUGGUGCUGAUAUUACGGAAAUAUGCCAACGUGCAUGCAAAUAUGCCAUUAGAGAGAAUAUUGAGAAGGAUAUUGAGAGGGAAAAGAGGAGAAGAGAAAACCCUGAGGCUAUGGAGGAAGAUAUUGAUGAUGAAGUAGCUGAGAUCCAGGCCGCCCACUUUGAGGAAUCAAUGAAAUAUGCUAGAAGAAGUGUUAGUGAUGCUGAUAUUCGCAAGUACCAGGCAUUUGCUCAAACUCUGCAGCAGUCUAGAGGGUUCGGGUCUGAGUUCCGAUUUUCAGAAACAAGUGCAGAUGCUGCAGGGUCUGAUCCAUUUGCUGCCUCUGCUGGUGCGGCAGAUGGAGAUGACCUGUAUUGUUAA